AUGGCAGACAAGAUUUCGAUCACGAUCUGCGGCGACGGCGGAUGUGGUAAAUCGUCUAUUACCCUGCGUCUGGUGAGGUCACAGUGGACAUCCGAAUAUGAUCCCACCAUUGAAGACUCGUACUCGGUCACCCGAACCGUGGAUGGCUUAAACUACUAUCUCUCAUUGACCGACACGGCGGGUCAAGAAGAAUAUCGAAGUCUAUGGGCCGCCUCCAAUCUUCAAUCCGACGCCUUCCUCCUGGUCUAUGACAUCACCAAUGCCCACUCUCUGGAAGGCCUCUCGUGGUUCCUUGACAUGAUCGACAUCGAGGCCGAGAACCGCAUCGAAGAAAAUUCCCGAUUACUCAAAGAGAAAGGUUCCAAAGUUCGAGGCCGGAGAGAAGAGGGUUGGAAAUUCCCCCCUAUUAAAAUCAUUGCCGGCAACAAAUGUGAUCUGAAAGAUGCUCGCGUCGUGAGCAGUAAAGUGGGUUGGGAAUGGGCGAAGAGCAAAGGCUGCGGGUUUAUGGAGACAAGUGCCCGAGAAAUGGUCAACAUUGAGGAAACUUUUGCUUUAAUCGUGCGCCGCGUGGUCGAGGCCAGACGGCAACAGAACGCCAGUAUGGAUUCUCUUCCUCCCAAUCUUCCUUUUGCCUCCAAGGGUCAUACUCCCCAUGUCAGUAGUGCCGGUGUAUCAGGAUAUCAGUGGCCCAGUACGAUGCAGCCCCACCGACAACCAACCAAUCCCCACCCCCUACCUAUCACCGAGAAAUCCGGAUUCGACGAUGAUAACGUCUCGGUGCCCUGGUGGAAGAAGAUCUUUUGCUGUUCUGGUUGA
Messenger RNA from Rhinocladiella mackenziei CBS 650.93, 816 nucleotides. RefSeq lists its product as uncharacterized. The record is from RefSeq and is a predicted model, not a curated record. The transcript has 4 exons. The coding region runs from base 1 to 816 and encodes 271 amino acids. Gene Ontology annotation, biological process: Ras protein signal transduction. Gene Ontology annotation, cellular component: plasma membrane. Gene Ontology annotation, molecular function: GDP binding; GTPase activity; GTP binding. NCBI's taxonomy places the organism in Eukaryota, Fungi, Ascomycota, Eurotiomycetes, Chaetothyriales, Herpotrichiellaceae.